Molecule: messenger RNA, 528 nt
Organism: Ectocarpus sp. CCAP 1310/34
Lineage: Eukaryota; Phaeophyceae; Ectocarpales; Ectocarpaceae
Source: the annotation of a GenBank genome assembly
AUGGAUCAAGAGGGCAGGGUUUUGUGCAGGGACGGGAAGAAGAAGGUGUACAAUGCCAUGGCCGCGAUUAAAGACCACCUGUACUCGAGUCCCGAAGACGCGGCGAAUUUCCUGGCGACUCUCCAGUCGGAGCCCGGUAUGUUCGUCGAACGCGAACUCGACUCAAUCGGGAGGCUGGAAAACGUCUUCUGGGCUACCGUGGACCAGCAGAACAAGAUCGCGAGAUAUGGGGCAUGCAUUCAGAUGGGUACCAUGGUAUUCACGAACAGUCGAUNGGACGGCGCUUCUGGAGACCGGAGGCCGAAGGUCUUCCUAACGGAUGGGGACAAGGCGAUGACUGCUGCCCUGCGGGGAUGGAAGACGACGUUGCACCUGUACUGUCUGUGGCACAUCUUGAAGAACGUCAAGAAUUGUGCCUCGUCUUUCCCCGACGCUGAUGAGCGCAAGAGGAUGCUAGGUCUCUUUCGCAGCGUAGCCUACGCAGCGACGCCGGAGGUGAGAUACCGGCCUAGCGACUUUGUGCGUUGA